GAACGCUGAAACUCAUCCUGCAAGUAAAGGGAGGAGCAACAGACUGUUUAUUAGCCUGCAUGUGGAUCUUAACUUCAGAUCAGCCUGGGGCUGCCAAAGGAAUCAGUCAUGGGUGUUCUGCUGCCAAUACUGCUCACCUUGCUCGCGGCUCUGAUGGGAGGGCUGUAUCUCCUCGGGGUCUUUCGACAGCGGCGACCAGGAGAACCUCCUCUUGACAAAGGGCUCAUUCCAUGGCUGGGUCAUGUUCUCGAAUUUCGCAGGGACACUCUUAAGUUCCUAGAGAGGAUGAAGCAGCAGCACGGUGAUGUAUUCACAGUGCAGCUGGGAGGCUUUUAUUUUACAUUCCUUCAGGACCCUCUAUCGUUUGGGGCUUUUGUGAAAGAGAGUCGAGAAAAACUGGACUUUACCAAGUUUGCCAGACACCUGGUGCGCAGAGUGUUUGGUUACGUCGCUAUCGACGGUGAUCACCAACUCCUCCAGACAUUCAGCAACAAGCAUCUUAAAGGGGAUGGCCUGGAGAUAAUGACACAAGCCAUGACAACUAAUUUACAGAACCUGAUGUUGCACAACAUUGAUUCACCUGCAGACCAAAGACCCUGGGUUGAAGAUGGACUGUUUAUGUACAGCUACAACAUUGUUUUUAGAGCCGGCUAUUUGUCCCUCUACGGCAAUGUAUCACACAAGUCAGAAGGAGGUGAGGAGAAAGCCAAAAAGAGAGACAGAGCUGAAUCAGAUGCCUUAUUUUCCGAGUUUCGUAAAUAUGACCAACUUUUUCCCAACCUUGCUUAUGGAGUCCUGCCACCGAGGCAGAAGAUGGAAGCAGAACGGUUGAAGUCACUCUUCUGGGACUCUCUGGCAGUGCAGAAGGUGAAGACCAGGGACAACAUCGGUGGCUGGGUGUGGGACGUGCAACAGGCCUUAGGUGAGAAUGGUGUGGAGGAGUCAAUGGUAGACAGGUACAUGUUUGUGCUUCUUUGGGCCUCUCAGGGUAAUACAGGACCUUCUUCUUUCUGGCUGCUCCUCUUCCUCAUGAAACACCCAGAGGCCAUGACAGCAGUGAGGAAAGAGGUAGAUAAAGUCCUGAAGGAAUCUGGCCAGGAAGUCCAGCAUGAUGGCCCUUUAAUCAACCUGACCCGUCAAAUGCUGAUGAAAACCCCAAUCUUGGACAGCGCUGUAGAAGAGACCCUCCGACUCACCGCUGCACCCCUCCUCACCCGGGCAGUGCUUCAGGAUCUGACCCUCAAGAUGGCUGAUGGCCGCGAAUACCUGAUUCGCAAGGGCGACAGAAUGUCAGUUUUUCCCUACAGUGCUGUUCAUCUCGACUCCGAGAUCCAUCCUGAUCCUCAUUCAUUCAAAUAUGACCGCUUCCUGAAUCCAGAUGGGAGCAAGAGAACAGAUUUUUACAAAGGAGGGAAAAGGGUGAAGUAUUACAGCAUGCCCUGGGGUGCUGGAGUCUCCAUGUGUCCUGGGCGCUUCUUUGCCACCAAUGAGUUGAAGCAGUUUGUUUUCCUCAUGUUAGUCUAUUUUGAGUUUGAGCUGAAGAAUCCUGAGGAGGAGAUUCCUGAAAUUGACUUCAAGCGAUACGGCUUUGGAACGAUGCAGCCCGUCAGAGAUGUUCAGUUUCGAUACAGACUCAAAUAUUAGACCCAUCAGAUGAAACACUGUCAGAUUUUGAUCCUCUCUGGAAGCAUUUGUUCCACUUUCACAUUUCUUGGAAACAUGACAUUGCAUACUUAAGCUCUUUUUUCACAGCAGUUAAGUGAUGAGUGCUUCAAAACAUCAUACAAAUGUGUUGGAAUAUACAGUAGCUAAAUUAUUAAUCAUACACUACCUACUAUAUAUUCAGAUGCACUUCUAUUUUCUCUUACUUGAACAAUUUAUAUACACUGCUAUCUUUCAUCUGCUUGGUAAUCUUAGAUCUCAGAGCACUGUGAUCCAGUUAAUAAUAAUUUUAGUAGUCUUUGUAGAAAUAAAUACAAUUUAAAGGUGAAUAUUGUGCAUAUUUUGGGUGCUUCUUCAACUGCUUCUUUUCUAGCAGGAUAAUUUGCAACAAGUGUAGUAGUAGUCUGAUUGUGUUAUGCUCAUCAGUUCCAUUCGGUAUUUGCAAAAUUAAUUAGACAAUCAGAAAGUGGAAUCAAAAGUUGUACAUUUUUCAUUUUGUAAUUAAAAUUUAGGAUUUUUUUCUGUUUAUAUUGAUUGGUUUUGGAGUAGGUGCAAAACUGCGAUGGAUUGAAAAUAUAAUUCCACUCCUCACUGCAGGUAUAAUGUAACUAAUGUAACUGCCAAAGAAAGGCCUUGGCUGAAACUGUCGUGUUAUCUGGGGCAGUCUGCACGUGUUAUGUACAGCAAUCCAGCUGGUAUCUCUCUGUGGAUGUGUGGCAACCUCUCUGCUCCUCUGACCUGCUUGACCUGUUGUGUUUUCUCCUCCCGUUUCAUGACCCAGCUAGCAGACGGGAGUCAGUCAUAGAGAGGAAUUUCAUCUACCCUCUGAGCUGGGAAAACCUUUUCAUCUCUCCCUCUCCCAGCUCCCACAUGGUUCCUUGAUUUUGCUGUGAUUUGCUUAGUUAUUUAACUCAACAACACAUACCUUCAUGCAUGUUUCUCCACUCAGCCAUCCACUUAGCUCUGGCUGCUUUGACAUUUACACACCUAAUUGAUAUGUUUCUUUGAUUGAAUAAAUGGUAUAAUUUCUUGACCUUCUCA
Acanthochromis polyacanthus (spiny chromis) is the source of this 2703-nucleotide messenger RNA. Its product is annotated as 5-beta-cholestane-3-alpha,7-alpha-diol 12-alpha-hydroxylase. Lineage: Eukaryota; Metazoa; Chordata; Actinopteri; Pomacentridae. Bases 109 to 1644 code for a protein of 511 amino acids. The transcript has a single exon. The record is from RefSeq and is a predicted model, not a curated record. Gene Ontology annotation, molecular function: sterol 12-alpha-hydroxylase activity; heme binding; iron ion binding.